AGCGUCUGUGUCUGGUUAGUAAUCGCGUUUCCACGCGCAAGCAGUUAAGGUGGUAGUAGUAUUGUCGGCAAUUGUCGGCAUAACCUGCAGAAUUGUGGAAAAUUGCAUUCGAAACAAAAUCGUACACCGACGUUGAUUUGGUUACAAUAACGACGAAAUUGAAAACAGAUAAAUAAAAAACUCUGCAAGUAAAUGAAAUGAAAAUACAGAAAAAUAUAUAAUAGAGUGUACAGUGCGGUAUCUGUGUGCUUAACCUCCUAUGUCAAGAGACGUGCAUAAACUUGCAAAUAAUAAUUAUUAGCAUACAAUGAAUAUGGCAUUUGUGUUGAAAGGCAUCGGUGAAAUAUUUUUGCGUUCAAGCAGCGUUUCGCGAGCUACUCGAGGUUCUAUAAAAAUAUCUCGGAUAUGCGCCGUUAAUUUCUCUAUCAAAGCAGAUAUCCCGGAAGUGGAAGAAGUCGAAAAGUUAAAAACACCAGUAGGAAAUGGCAAAGUGUUUAAAAGCAUAGAGGAAGCUGUGUCUGAUGUGCACAAUGGGGCCAAACUUUUAGUUGGUGGAUUUGGCCUCUGCGGUAUUCCAGAAAACCUAAUAGCAGCUGUACUAAAAAAGGGCUCUAAAGAUCUAACUGUAGUCUCAAAUAAUGCUGGAGUGGAAGAUUUUGGAUUAGGUAUAUUGCUAAAGGAGCACAGAAUCAAAAGAAUGAUUGCGUCAUAUGUGGGUGAAAACCCUGAAUUUGAAAGACAAUAUCUUAGUGGUCUAUUAGAAGUCGAGUUAACACCACAGGGUACUUUGGCAGAACGUGUGAGAGCAGGAGGUGCUGGUAUUCCGGCAUUCUACACUCCCACAGCUUUUGGCACCAUCGUGCAAGAGGGAAAUGUCAUCGUGAAGUACGACAAGGAUGGCAACGCUGAAAUAUCAGGAGAGUCAAGAAACGUAAAUCAAUUUGAUGGUCGAAACUAUGUGCUGGAAACCGCCAUCACCGGUGAUUUUGCGCUUGUAAAAGCGUGGAAAGCGGACUCUGCGGGAAAUCUUGUCUUCAGAAAGUCAGCCAGGAACUUUAAUCCGGUAAUGUGCAAAGCAGCAAAGGUGGCAAUUGUUGAAGUGGAAGAGAUUGUGGAAAUUGGUCAGUUGGAUCCGGACCAUAUUCAUUUGCCUGGUAUUUUUGUGGAUAGAAUCGUGAAAGGACCUUCUUACGAGAAACGAAUUGAGAAACGCUCAACAAAACAGACUAUGAAGCCUAAAAAAGUGACCCCAGCUAGUAAAGCAAGAGACAGAAUUAUAAGACGUGCUGCUCUUGAAUUUAAAGAUGGAAUGUAUGCAAACUUAGGAAUUGGCAUACCCAUGCUUGCGGGUAACUACAUCCCAAAGGGCGUGAAAGUGACGUUACAGUCAGAGAACGGUAUUCUUGGUAUGGGCCCGGUGCCGGAGAGUGAGAGUGACGUCGAUGCGGAUCUCAUUAAUGCUGGAAAAGAAACUGUCACUGUUCUACCUGGUGCUGCCUUCUUCAGCAGUGACGACAGUUUCAGCAUGAUUAGAGGGGGACACAUUGAUCUGACUAUUCUCGGAGGCAUGCAAGUGUCGGAGAAUGGAGAUUUAGCUAAUUGGAUGAUACCAGGUACGAUGGUAAAAGGCAUGGGCGGUGCCAUGGACCUUGUUUCCGCGGCGACUACGAAAGUAGUAAUAACCAUGGAGCACAAAGCCCGAGACGGAAGUCCGAAAAUUUUGAAAAACUGCACCUUGCCUGUCACAGGCCAACAAUGCGUCGAUUUAAUUAUCACAGAGCUGGGAGUGUUUGAAGUGGUGAAAGGAGAAGGAUUAAAGCUUAUCGAGAUUGCCGCUAAUGUCGAUAUCAGUGAGAUCGUCAGUUCGACAGGUUGUGAAUUUAGUGUUGCUGAUGAACUUAAGGAAAUGGGACAGGUUGAGAUCGAUGAGUCUUAAAAUUGUACUAUAUUUUACAAAUUGUAAAAAUGAUACUCGACUCGAUAUUCUAACACCUCUUUGACUACGUGAAAGUAAUUUUUAAUAUCGUUUACAAACUGUACAGGAUUUUCAAUGUAAAAAAUUGCAUCUUAAAACUUUACGAGAAAUAUUGUUGAAGCUAUGCAAUUUAAAAUAUGUAAUAUAAAUUGAGAGAGUUGCUAAUUACGUUACACAAUUAUAUUUCUGUUGAUAUUUUCGUUUUUUAUGAUUGUACUUCAUGUAAAAUAUACUAUAAUGUUUAAAUAAUUAGUUAAACGUUAUGAUCAAUAUAAAAUUAUCUAUUACGUUAUUCUGUUAUUGUAUACAAAAGUUAAAUAAUUAUUUCCUAAAUGUACAUAUAUUUUUUUACGUGUAAAUCAUGAAGCAAUUUAUAAUGUGUCGCGAUUGCGAGCAAAAGGAAUCAUAUAUAAUUAGCAUAAUAAAUGUGUUAUGAUUUUGUAAUAUGUCCUAUUAAAUAAAAGUUUGUAAUAUU
This is a messenger RNA of Linepithema humile (Argentine ant), 2450 nucleotides long. It is a transcript of the gene SCOT, whose product is annotated as Succinyl-CoA:3-ketoacid CoA transferase. NCBI's taxonomy places the organism in Eukaryota, Metazoa, Arthropoda, Insecta, Hymenoptera, Formicidae. Gene Ontology annotation, biological process: ketone body catabolic process. Gene Ontology annotation, molecular function: CoA-transferase activity. The record is from RefSeq and is a predicted model, not a curated record.